GGCCGCUGAGCGCGGCGGCCCCGCCGCCCCGAGGGUCCCGCGGCGGCCGGCGGAGCGUGAUGGGUCUUGCUGGAAAGAGCUUUCUGAAGGCACAACUGUGAGUGAAACCAACGCAAUAUGUUCAGUGUGGAGGACCUCCUGAUUUCUCAUGGAUACAAAUUGUCUAAAAAUCCCCCUGCUUCCUAUGAGAACAGAUAUGAUGGAUACCGGCAUGAAGCUGCAGGGAACAGAUCUGCUCAGAGGACGCUGAAUGGCUUUGAAGCAGACCCUAGAGCUGCUUACUGCAAGAAGCCUCUGACGAAAACCAACUCGAGCAGCACCGAAAGCAGUCAUGGGAGCCAAGGGAGACAAGCAGGUCCUGGUUACCACCAUGACCUUCAGGGUUUGUCCACUUUUCAUACUUCAGAAGGGGGGGUUUUUGACAGGCCUCAACUAGCAUGGUCUUCCCAGCCCAAGAGUGAUAAAGAUCUGGCUUACUGGAGAAGGAGAGGGCAGGACUUCAGCGUGCUGCUGGGCUACUCCCAGAAAGGAGGUGCAGAAAUGCAGGGUCUGGCCGCAGCCCACGGGGCACCCAGGCACCCCAAGGAUGCUCAGCUGAAAGUGGGGUUGAGCACAGAGUAUGUCAGGAGAAGUGGAUUGCCCGAGAGCUAUGAGGGGCCUGGGGACUGCAAAUGGCAGAACAUGAGAACAGAAAGCUGGAACCAGCCAAAAAAGGUAGGAAGGCAAAUGUCGGAUGGUGACAGAGAGAAACUGCUCCAAGAGCUGUAUUCGCUGACUCUGGGAGACGAUGUCUUAGGCUCCCACAACAAAGGGAAAUCACAGUCCUUGCCGAGAGUCCUUCUGCAGGAGAGCAUGAGGUGUGUGGAAAUGCCCUCCCUGACCAACAGCAACAACUCCCUCAGCGUAAGUAAAGCCCCCUCCUAUCCCUCACACAGACUGACUGUGGAAUCAGCCAAGCACCAUGAAACGGGAGGCCAUUUCCUUCCCCUGGUGAAGCCCAAGUAUGGGAGGCCUCUGAAGCCUCCAUCCUAUGAACUGCAGCGACAGAGCAGAACUGCUGAAACUGGUUUUCAGGACCACUACCAGAAGGAUGAACCCAUUUCCUAUUUAGCCAAAGCAAGUGAGCCGAGGCAAGAUGCUUGUGUUCAUGAUCCUGGUUUGGAGCCCCCGGUCUAUGUACCUCCUCCUUCCUACAAAUCCCCACCUCACCAUACCGUGAGCCCACAUCCCCUCAGUGAAGUGCCUAACAAUGCCACAUAUGCCAGCAGUGAUCAGCAGGACACUGCAGAGCGGGCUGUUGCCUGCCAACGACCAGCUGUGAACAGUGCUGAAAUGGGGGCCACACCUUGCAAAGACAGCCAUCUUCCUCCUGGGAAGCAAAGCCAUUCGAGGCGCCCCGCUGACUUCCUGCGUUCUGUUCAGUAUAUUCCCUUUGAUGAUCCUCGGAUACGGCAUAUUAAAAUUGCACCACCUGAAGGUCUGCAGGACAACAUUAAAUACAUUGAAAAUGCACAUAGUCCCAGUUCGAGUACUUUGCAAGAGAGAGAUCUUGAAGUACAGUACAACAGUGCCUUUUUGGAUGCAUCACACUUACCCGGUUCUGUAAAGGGAGAAAGAACUUCUGACAGCUCCACCCACAGCAGCAGAUGGUUGGCACCAUCCGUCCGAGAUCAGGAAAAUUGUGCCUUGCUGGACCAAAGAGACAGUUGUAGCACAGCUAAUCACAGCCCCUGUAAUGAAGCCAGCACAGAGUACACAAAAGGCAAACUUCUUGUAAGAAACUCACAUAUGGAUAGCACCUGUGAGACCGUUACAAAAGUGAAAAAGUUUGAACCUGGAACUGGGAUGCAGAGCAAAAAGAGUUCAAAGAAAAAAAUGAAUGAAACUAUAUUUUGUUUGGUCUCUAUCCCAGUUAAAUCAGAAUCAAAUCUGCCAGAUACAGAUAGGAACAACAACAUAACCCAGAGCCCUGAUAAGAAUGGGUUUGAUAACAAUGGGGCUUUGCAAGAACAAAGUCUCUUAAGUAUGUCUUCAACUGACUUGGAGUUACAAGCUCUUACAGGAAGCAUGACCAAUAAAAAUGAGUUACAAAAACAAGAGCUGUGGAGACCAGAAGAGUUCAAACAAAUGAAUGACCUCAGAUUUAUUCAGCCUGCAAAACACAGAGAGCUCAAAUACUCUGGCUCCUGGCCAGGUGAUCAGUACAAAGACCAGCAAACACAGACCAGUUUCUCUGAAGAACCUAAAAACCCACAGAUUUUCCAUGGUACAAAGCCUGGGCAACCCAGCAGUAACAAAUCGCUGUCUCCAAAGCAACUAGGAUGUACGACAUCCACAGCUGGGUUGAAACAGACAGGGUCACCUUCUGGCGACAGAGGCUGCAUACAGGGUGCUUAUGGCAUGAAGGGACAGAUGUACCUCAGCCAGUCCAGCAACAGCGCAUUUUCUAGAACUGCCACUUCUGUCCCACAGGCCUCCUCGCCAAAGGGCCACCAGAGCCAGACCCUGCCUGCCCAGGAGCGGGAAGCUGGUGUUCUUCCCAAGGCUAAUGUAGUUAAGGGAGGAGCAGGAGCUCCUUGCAACAGUAAAGAGCUGUUUGGGCAGUUCCUUUUGAAGCCUGUCAGUCGCCGACCCUGGGAUGCAAUAAGUGAGCUAGAAAGUUUUAACAAGGAGCUGCAAGGGCAGGAAGAGAGCAUGAGCAGUGAGGAAGACUUGGAAAGUGCAGGAGCUUCUCCGCAGCCACGUGCCCUUCCACAGAGAAGGUCACCUAGAAAUGGGAACCAAGAACCAAAACGUUGUGGGAAGUUGGAGACAGUUGUGCCAGAGGUGCCUGUAUUCAAGUCAGGGAGAGUUAAAAGUAAGUCUGAAAGUUGGAGCACAGGGACAGAGCAUGGCGCUGAGAUGGGCUGCGUUGGCUCUCAGUGCUCUUCGCAGCCAGGAGGGAGCAAUGAAGGAGUCAGACCAGCAGAUGGAAGUCUGAUAACAGAAAUGAGGACAGGGGAAGCCAAGAAUAGAGCAAAAAGCCAGCCAGUUCGCACAGGACCUAUCAAGAGAUUCUUGUCCAGUAGCCCAAGCAGCUCCUACCAUGGUAAUCCUUUCAAUAAUCCUGUCUUACAGGAGAUGAGUGAAGACCAAAAUUAUCUAGACUUUGUUAAACUGAGCAAAGGUGCAGCUCCCCAGAACGAUACACAAUUUGAGAGAGGCUCAGUAGUACGCUUGUCCUUAACUAAGAGGAGCCAAGGGUGCUCUGAGCCAGAUUUGAGGGCAGUGGGACUUGAUACAGCCUCAGGCCCUGGUGCUAGCAAUUCUGAUUACUCUUCAAAUGAAAAUUCUGUGGAAAUCCCUGUGAAUGAGUCCUUGCAGGCAAGAGCUGCAAGAAUUUUAGGCAUAGAAAUAGCAGUGGAAUCUCUCCUUCCGGAUGACCACAUUGGGCCUCAGCCAGGCACAAGGCCUGCAAGCAAUGCCCAUGACUUUGGGUCAUCAGCAGAGAGCACUGUAAGUGGCAAAGAAGGAAAAAAAGACAGUUCUUAUGAAAGCAGACGUAAGUGUGGCUGGACGGAGAGUGCUCUCUUUGUUGGAGAGAGAGACCAAUCAUUAUACCCUGAUGAAUGCCAGACCACUCACCAGGAAGGCAGCACUGAAAUGUUGGUGAAGGAGCAAGCGUUUGAACAACCUGUGAGACCCAGCCAAAGUGAAGAGCAAAACUUGGUGUCCAAACCGACUGUGUGUCAGCACUCAGAAAAGAGAGUGAGGAGCACCUCAAAAGUGAUAGAGACACUACAAGGCAAGCUCACAUCUCCACCAAGCCGGACUGCCAUGGAUCGCUUAGUGCGAAUGAAAGAAGUUGACUCUGUGUCCCGGAUGAGACGUCUGAGCAUUAAAAGUGCAGACUCAGGAGAGGAGGUGGACGAGGAGAAGCUGUCGAAGGUACAUGAGGAGAGGGGAAGCAAACUGGCAACUUCAGGGACUGUCUCCAAGCGUGUUGUCUCUCUCAGUGAAAAUGGAUAUUUCGGUGGAAUGGACAAGAAGAAAAUCAACAGAGAUUUUUCCUUAGACACAUAUGACCCCACCAAAGUUGAAAAGGUGUGAGAUGAACAGAGAAGAGAAUAAAGAUGCCUGCUCUACUAAGAAUGUUUCACUGAUUUUUUUUUGCUGGGUGCUUUUUGUUUGUUUUUGUUCUUUGAUGCUUGGAAAUUGCCUCCAUUUGUGGUGUUCAUGGUGUACUGAUAAUGCCUUUACCACUGCCAAUAGGAAUUAGCUAUUCGUAUCUGAGACUGUUGCGGAGACCGCAGAAAAAUCUGACUUCUACAUUGGAACCAUCUGGCUUUGUAGCAUUAAGACUUAAUGCCUACAGUUGGCAAAGAGUUUUUAUCUGAACAGUAUUUCAGUCUUCAGCUGGGAUGAUGAAAUGCAUGAAGUGAGGCUUUUGAGCUUUCUCUUUGGUGUAGAUGUAAACGUGGGAGAUUAGUGAAAUGAUUUUUAAAAGAAUGUGAAUUUAUAAGCUAAACUUCUAAGUCUCUACAGUCUAAACAUUGUUUAACUUAAGGGAUUUUUGGCCAUAAGCAGAAAGUGCUGCUGCACUAAGUGGGGGAAGGAAUGCGAGACAAUGGUAGCAAAGACUGAUUGUGAAAUUAUUUCUGACUUCCAGAGUCUGAAUUUACUUGGAUUAAAUACUUGCCACCUAGAGAGAAGAAAAGCAAAAAUCCCAAAGCUUCUAAAAAAUGAAGACUUUUGUAAUACAUUGUACAGAACGUGUAAUUAUAGUAGCUGGCAACUAGUGUUCCUGACCAAUGCAAAGUAUACCACUGGCUGUUUUGCACUCAGUAUUACCUAUUUUUGUUUCGCUGUUUAGAAAUUCUUUAUAUGAAAGAAUAGUAGCUGGUUUAAAAUAGCCCAUUUUAACAAAAUAACUAUAUUUCUUGUUACAGAAUACUAUCUAUUUUUCUACGAUGUAAACAAUUGCUAACAAGUGGCAAGUAUAAAGAAGUAUUAUUAUUAUUAUUAUAUUUUAAGAAGACUUAUCCCUCUGAGUGAAGGUGACCCAAGAAGAUUUCACUUGUAUAUCUUAAUGCACACUCCAUAUUGCCCCAUAUUCAGUAGCACUCCCUUAUUUUCUGAGAAGAGCCAUCUGUGUACAUAUGUAUGUACAACAGGGUUAUUUCUAUUUUUCGGCACUGAAGCCUUGGAUCGUUCUUCUUGGAGCAGCUUUCCAGCUUUCUGAAACACAGCUGAGAACCGUCUGGGCUGGUGUUGCUGCCGUAACAUUCCAGUGACUGUGCUUACCAAAAAAGUGAGUUUGGAUUUCUGUCCCAGUAUCUUUGAGCGGCUUGGAUGAAAUACCUGUUUCUUUCUUUCACUUAACUUCCUUUUACACAUUGUGAUUUUGGAUUAGGCCAGUGUAAUAAAAGAAAUAAACCUGGGUUAGCUUCUUCCCUGCGGCUAACUGAUGGUGCUGGGGAGGAGUUCAGAUGUCUUCUUCGAGGCAUUUGAAUACAUGUCUUUAAGUGUAUGUUAUCUGCACUCACAAAUGCAUGAACUGCAAAGUAUAUAAUAAAGCCUAUGCAUUCUGCUCUUUGAUACUGAAUUAGCCUGCGUAGAAUCUGUGAUUUUAAAGCCUUUAUGUUCAUUUCUGUGCAUUGUUGUUUCCUUUUUUUUUCUUUUUUGUAAGUACCUGUUUGCUAACAUUCUUCAGAUAACUUGUUCAUGUACAUCACUGGUCUAUUUUACCUUUUUUUUUUUUUUGUUGUCGUUGUUUUGUAGCAUAAUUUUAUUUUCUAAAAUCUAAUGUCUUUAAAUAUUUUUUCCUAAGAAGUCUGUAAUCUGGAAAGAACGACAGGGAGAAACACUCAUCCUGUGUUUUGACAGAAUGAAUUUCUUGUCUGUAACACACAAUUCUGUUAAAUAUGGACUAUUUAAAGCUUGUUUGAAAAAAAAAUGUGGUGUAUAAUUUAUUUCAUUAACUCUUGAGCGUGCUGCCUAGCAAUACUCACUGACAAACUUUUUCUACCAUUCUUACUGUAUUCACCUUUCUUUUAAAAUAAUCACCAGUACUCAUCUAGGAUGUCUGGGAGCCAUUACAUGGUUACAAAACUUCUUUCAACCCACUCUGUCCACAAAGAGCUACUUCCAAAAAAAGAACUGCUUCGACUCUCAUCAUCCCCCCUAAUGGCAGAGUUGAGGGGCCUGGCAAUAACUUGAAGAUUUUAAUUUACCCUUGGUUUCUGGAGAACUGUAAGUUGUCACAUCACUGCUCCUGCUACCUUCAGCUGUUCAUGGUUGUGUGGAAAAACAGGUUUUUGUGCAUUUUUUUCCUUCAGAUGGGAAAGGAUUGAUCGAUUCUGCAACACAUCUGUUUCAUCGCUCACGUCAAGUAAUUACUUUUCCAACACAUGUAAGCAUCCAUGAUGUUAAAAAAAGAAAACAAAAAUCAGAAAAGAUAGGAAGAAGCAAUAUUGCAAAAUUGCUUUUAGUGGGCAAGACUAUGAGAAAUAAAAACGUAGGAAGUUAGUAAGCUUUAUUUUGCAGAAAUAUGACUGACCGAUGGUUGAAAGACUGCAGUUAGUUCUGCCUUAAAAAUGGUGUUUUAGUCUAAGUGCCCUGGCUAUUUCAUACUAUUAUGCAUACCAGUAAGAAGAACACGGAGUACAGCUUUAUGAAUUAUUGUGGCUUAGUGUUUUUACAGUACUUGUGCCAUAAUUAAAAUACCAGCUAUUUGAAUGUGCUGGGAAAUACCAUAAAUUAACAUUUUUCCACCACUUGCAAAUAGUCAGCAGAAAGCUCCUUCUACACCAGAUGUAGUUAAAAAGUAGAAAAUGAUUACUUUCAGUGCUCAGUAGGAGCAUAAACUGUCAUGGCAACAGCUAUCAGUGGUAAUGGCAGCUGCAGGAGCUCAGGGCUGAGUGGAUGCAGAAGAGGUUGCGGGGCCUGUUCAUAGUGCCUCCUGCAAUGCAGCGGUGUGACUGCAGGACUCUGUAUUUACAUUUAUUCUCAGGAGGAAGAGCAGAGCCGGUUCCUCAAAAAGCACGUUGUUGGAUAUGUAUGCAGCUUGUCUCGCUGUCCUACUACUGCAUCUGAGGAUGCUGGGGUUGGAUGGUAGGCUGUCAGAGUGGUUGGUUGGGAUGAUACUGGUUUCACAAGUGUUCCUAGAAACAGGCAAAAAAAAAUCCCCACAAAUAAACCCAACAAACCAGAGUCUGGGCUUACAUAUUUUAAAAACAUUUAAUGGGGAAACUCCCCUGGAGAUGGAUAGCUAAACAACCAUCUCUUUCCAUUUACUCUGCUGAAAUCCACAAUGGAUGGUCAACUUUCAGGGUUAGCAACAGUAGCAGCACUUAGUGGCAGUGCUGAGGUACCAGCUCCUGUGCCAGGAAGAUACACAGCAUAUCCAAAGGUUGAGGCUCUUCUGGCUGAGAAAGACGAGUCACCAGUGAGCUCUGAGUGCUACGCCAGCUUUGCUCACCUAUGCUGAGCGAGAAAAUCAUGUCACUGGCUUUACAGCGAGGAGGUGAGAAGUGAAAAUGUGCUCGGGGACUCACUCCCUGAGGGGAAUGGCAUUUUUUGAAGGUUGAAGUGCUCCCUCGUGUGGUUCCCCUGAGCACGAAUUAGAGCUCUGAAGGAAGAAUCAGUACUCUGAGCCACUCCAGUCCUUGCUAGAGGCAUCCUGAACUGGGCAGAAGUGUGUUCUGAAGUGUGUAUUUCAAAUCCCACUGCCAUCGCAGCUAAGUGGGGUGGGAUAAGUCAUGCAAAGAAGAGAAAUCCCUUUGCAUGAAUCAAAAUCAUUGAUAACUGAAAGGCCGGAAUAAGCCUAAUUUGCCAGCUAACAAAAACAGCAACAACAAAAAACGACAAAAAAGCUUUCCUUAAGCAUAAGAUAGACUGUUGUAUUUCAUACCACAGCUCCCACAGCAAACAACUGCAUACUGUUUUGAAGCCAUUGUUUCCUUCACUCAGCUCCUGAUGGAACAUAUAAAAAUGAAAGGGUAUUG
Messenger RNA from Phasianus colchicus (ring-necked pheasant), 7985 nucleotides. RefSeq names its product junctional cadherin 5 associated (gene JCAD). Gene Ontology annotation, biological process: positive regulation of blood vessel endothelial cell proliferation involved in sprouting angiogenesis. The record is from RefSeq and is a predicted model, not a curated record. Gene Ontology annotation, cellular component: adherens junction; ruffle membrane. NCBI's taxonomy places the organism in Eukaryota, Metazoa, Chordata, Aves, Galliformes, Phasianidae.